GAAGAAGCUAGCCGCUACCCUCCUGGUGCUGCAGGCUCUGGUUCUGUCUCUAGCCGAUCAACAUGGUCCAACUGGUGGGUUCCCUCCGAAAAGAGCUGGCUGACUCCCUUUCCACCUGCAAGGUGCUGGUGGUGGGAGCGGGAGGGAUCGGCUGCGAGCUGCUGAAGAACAUCGUCCUCACCGGCUUCAAAAACAUCGAAGUGAUUGACUUGGACACAAUUGAUGUCAGCAACCUGAACCGUCAGUUCCUCUUCCAGAAGAAGCAUGUUGGCAAGUCUAAAGCACAGGUGGCCAAGGAGAGCGCCUUGCUAUUUUGUCCCAGUGCUAAUAUCACUGCCUACCAUGACAGCAUCAUGAACCCUGACUACAACGUGGAGUUCUUCAAAAAGUUUGCUCUAGUCAUGAAUGCUCUGGAUAACAGAGCGGCCCGUAACCAUGUGAACAGGAUGUGUUUAGCAGCAGACAUCCCUCUGAUAGAGAGUGGCACGGCUGGAUACCUGGGACAAGUCACAGUCAUCAAGAAGGGAAUGACAGAAUGCUACGAGUGUCAACCUAAGCCCACCCAGAAGACUUUCCCAGGAUGCACCAUAAGAAAUACACCGUCUGAGCCCAUUCACUGCAUCGUCUGGGCCAAGUAUCUCUUCAAUCAGCUGUUUGGAGAAGAGGAUGCAGAUCAAGAGGUGUCCCCCGACACAGCGGACCCAGAGGCUGCAUGGAAUCCUGAAGAGACGGCAGCUCGUGCCACAGCCUCAGAAAAGGACGGGGACAUCAAGCGAGUCUCCACUAAGGAAUGGGCCCGCUCCACAGGCUACGACCCCGUCAAACUCUUCAACAAGCUUUUCAAAGAUGACAUCAUGUACCUGCUGACUAUGGACAAGCUUUGGAAGAAGAGGAAAGCUCCUACACCUCUGGACUGGCAGCAGCUGGAGAACAGUGCAUGUCCUCAGGAGGAUUCUCCAGGUUCAGGUUUGAAGGACCAGCAGGUUCUGGGCGUGUGGGGUCACUGCCAGCUGUUCCAGCAUAGUGUGGAGACUCUUCGCUCACAGCUGCAGGACAAGGGAGAUGGAGCUGAGCUAGUGUGGGACAAGGACGACCCUCCAGCCAUGGACUUUGUUACAGCAGCAGCCAACCUACGUAUGCACAUCUUCAGCAUGAACAUGAAGAGUCGCUUUGAUGUGAAGUCCAUGGCAGGUAACAUCAUCCCAGCCAUUGCUACGACCAAUGCUGUCAUCGCUGGUCUCAUUGUGCUCGAGGGAUUGAAGAUCCUGUCCGGGGAACUGGAAUCCUGUCGCACGAUCUUCCUGAACAAGUGUCCCAACCUCAGGAAGAAGCUGCUGGUCCCAUGUGUCUUGGACCCGCCCAGUGCUAACUGCUACGUCUGCGUCAGCAAACCUGAAGUCACAGUCAAAGUCAACGUUCACAAAACCACGGUCCUCUCUCUGCAGGAAAGGAUCCUGAAGGAGAGGUUUGGCAUGGUGGCUCCAGAUGUUCAGAUAGAGGAUGGAAAAGGGACCAUCCUUAUCUCGUCAGAGGAAGGAGAAACAGAAGCCAACAACAGCAAAUUUCUUUCUGAUUUUGGGAUCCGCAACGGCAGCCGUCUCCAAGCCGAUGACUUCCUCCAAGACUACACACUCCUCGUCAACGUCCUGCACACUGAAGAACUAGAGCGGGAUGUGGAGUUUGAGGUAGUAGGUGAGGCCCCCGACAAAGCCCCGCCCCCUCAGACUAACCAGGAAGAGGUUAAAAGCAUCGCCAACGGCAACAAGGACUCUGCCCAGCCGUCCACCUCUUUUAAAGCGCCAGCAGAGGACGAUGACAUCAUGAUCGUUGACUCUGAUGAGGAGGAAGGAGCGUCGUCCAGCUCCGCAGCAGCAGCAGCGACCAGCGCCACCAAGAGGAAGCACUCGGACGCAGAAACCGGCGAGACCUCCGCCAAGCGCCCACGGACGGACCAAUCAAGUGCGGCAGCUGCCCAAACUGACGACGAUGACAUCAUCGCUCUGGACUAGCCCGUCCUCCCUGGUCUCUUGAAGGACUGAGAACUCUUUGAACGCUUGUCAUUUUGACUCGAGACUGACAGUAGGCUUAAAUAAAACACCUCUUUUAUGAAGAACAAUUUACUGCCCCGGUUCGUCUUUCGUCACUUCCUCCCUCCGACUCUGUGUUCGUGCUUUCAUACUCCCUCUCUGACACGAUGCUGUAAAUAGAUUCUACAUUUUAAAACGUUUUGAGAAAUACAUACAACUGCUUUUGUUAUUUUUAUUCAUUUCUUGUCCCUAUGAAAUGCUUCUUGAUGGUUCAUACAAAGUGCUUUUUUUGUAUUUUUUAUAAACGUACUGUAUUUCUCAUGCUACACAAGUCAGGGUGUUUUUGUGCUUUGUGGUCAGGUUACAAAAGAUUUUUAAAAAACCAAAACGUUUUCUUGGGUUGGAAUAUUGAUCUCGGUCGUUGUGAAGGGGCAGUAAUCGUAGGGGCCAGGAGUCUGCAGCUUGUGGUACUUGAACCAGGGUGCCUGUCUGUAGGUGCUGCUGAUGUCUGAUUGGGUGGGGAAAGCACAGAGGCGCUGACGGAGUUUGGCCACGUUGUGCCGUGGGGUCUUAGUUUGCUACCUCUUUUCUAGAACCAACAUGUUUUGGCUGCAAGUACGUUAAAAUGCCCUCCAUAACACCGCCACAGUGAGGCGUCCAGCUCUUGGAGAAUAAAAACAAAGCUUCUCAAACAGCUGUGGAGCAGCACAGCGGCGCUAACAUGGCUGCCGGUAAAACUGCACCGUAUCCGAGUAGAUCCAGGCUAGUAGUUUAAUGUGAACAUGUUACAGUUGCUUUUUAUUCGUAUGACUUGGUUGUGUUUGAGCAAAGAGUUGACAGUCUGUUUAGAUGGUUUCAGGCAGAACUGGAGAUGGAGUAGUGGUUUGACCAGAACCAGUUCCAUUUCAUUCUGACGGCCGUGGGGUCCUGCGCUGAGAUAACAAGAACCACUGGCACAAAGUGUAGCAGGUGAGCUCCUGCUAGCUCCCCUGUCUCUGUCCAUAAUUUUGUAUUUCAUUGUGAUCUGACUUUGUUGAAAGCCUAUGAGAGCCCUUUGGACCAAUUUUGGUGUAGACAAUAAACUCAAGCAAUGCA
Messenger RNA from Chelmon rostratus (copperband butterflyfish), 3122 nucleotides. It is a transcript of the gene uba2, whose product is annotated as ubiquitin-like modifier activating enzyme 2. The coding region runs from base 63 to 2009 and encodes 648 amino acids. The transcript is spliced from 17 exons. The record is from RefSeq and is a predicted model, not a curated record. Gene Ontology annotation, molecular function: SUMO activating enzyme activity. Gene Ontology annotation, cellular component: SUMO activating enzyme complex; cytoplasm. Gene Ontology annotation, biological process: protein sumoylation. Lineage: Eukaryota; Metazoa; Chordata; Actinopteri; Chaetodontiformes; Chaetodontidae.